ACCAAUGGCCGUUUCCCAAGGCCAUCGAUCGGCAUCGGCCAAGCUGAAUGAAGCCAGGUUGCUUCUGGUUCAGGCGUCCUGCUCACAGCAUCUAGUACCCGGCUUUUAAAUACCGUGGCGUGCAGAGCUCGUGUUACUGCUCCUCCGGUUGCCUUGGAACUCUUGUGUUCGUGCGCUCGUUCACCAGUCAUCGUGUCGAGGAGGCAAAAACAGAUCUUGUUUGCAGACACCUGCAAAGUCUCUCCGGAAAGGAUCUGAAACUCUCAAGUAUGGCGGCGGCGGCGGCGGCUCCAGCAAUGUGCUCCGUUCCCGCACCGCCGGGCGCGAUGCGGUGCCGGGCCUUCUCCCCGCUGACCAAGACCGGCGCUGCUGCCCCGUGCAUCGCGUCCCCGGCGCGGCCGCCGGGCCUCCCGGCGCGCGCGCGGGUCGUCUUGAGCCGGUUCAGGGCGUCGGCGGCCGCGCACAAGGUGAAGCUGGUCGGGCCGGACGGGUCGGAGAGCGAGCUGGAGGUGCCCGAGGACACCUACAUCCUGGACGCCGCCGAGGGCGCCGGGCUGGAGCUGCCCUUCUCGUGCCGCGCCGGGUCGUGCUCGACGUGCGCGGGGAAGCUGGCGUCCGGGGAGGUGGACCAGUCGGAGGGCUCGUUCCUGGACGACGCGCAGAUGGCCGAGGGCUACGUGCUCACCUGCGUCGCCUACCCCAAGGCCGACUGCGUCAUCUACACCCACAAGGAGGAGGAGGUGCACUAGACAGAUUGGUCGUGGGACUGGUGGUGCUGCGAGUCCCGUGGUAGUGCGUACGUGGUUGAACAUCUUGCGUUCAGAGGGAUUAUGAGGUUCUUCAGCUGUGUCUAUGAUCAGUGUGUUUGCUGAACGUUAGUACCUUACUAUGUACGCUAUCUGUUCAUACGUGAUCACUGCAAGAUGGAUGCAGCAAAAGAAAAGUUCAGAAUUUGCUUGUGUGUGUUUGCUACCAGCACGGAUCAAUGGAGGUUUGCUUCCCUAAAUUGUUUGACAGACGGGCCUUUCUGGGCCCGGGAAGCAUCUACUA
Molecule: messenger RNA, 1050 nt
Organism: Panicum hallii
Lineage: Eukaryota; Viridiplantae; Streptophyta; Magnoliopsida; Poales; Poaceae
Product: ferredoxin, root R-B1-like
Exons: 2
Coding region: 270-749 (159 amino acids)
Biological process (GO): electron transport chain
Molecular function (GO): 2 iron, 2 sulfur cluster binding; electron transfer activity
Source: RefSeq, a predicted model, not a curated record